GACCACGAUGGAGGACGGCGGCCAGCGCGUCAUCCCGCUCAGCGUGGUCUCGCUCCACGACUCGCCCGGCGACUGCUGGGUGGUCGUCUACGACCGCGUGUACGACAUCACCCCCAUGCUCCACGAGCACCCGGGAGGCAUGGAGAUUCUGCUGGAGAACGCCGGCAGGGACGUGAGCCUCGCUUUCCAAGGGGUCGGCCACUCUAGGGCGGCCCUGGCCGCCCUCAAGGCCUUCCAGGUUGGCGUGCUCCCCGACGGCGAGUGCAUCUUCAACCAGCGUCCGGGGCACCUGCGGGUGGCACGGCAGCCCUCGUCCGCCGCCAUGCUGUACACGCCCUGAGCGGCCCGACGACACCGCCUCUGGGAACCCCUGCUCUGCUUCGGGUGACAGCAGCGCCUGGCGACAGAUCCUUGGCCUGCCCGAGUUCAAGCCCAUCGCACCAUCCACCCACUCCCAUCCAAAGUAGUAGCUAACCGGAGCUAGCACCGAGCGCUGCCAGGAGCACGCUUGGAGUAGGCCGCCAGCCGGAACCGAGUAGAGCAACAACAACCCCCCCCCCCUUUUUUCGCACUACUCUACCCUUUCAUAGCUACCCAGUGGGCGCCGGUGCGAGGUCAUUUAAUUGUUUUCCUUUGGUUGAGAGCGAAGCAGGCCGAAGCGUAUUACUAAUCUUAAGAUGGUACUCAAUGGACACUUAAUUUUUGAGAAGACCAAAAAAAAACUUCAUAUAAGGGACAUUGUAUCAUGAGGCGAAUUAAGAGUAUAAUUCAUCCAUGAUUAGUACAACAGAGCGCUUAAAUCAAUGUACUGCAUUUACAUUUAAAUGUAUUAAGGGUCUAUGCCAUACAGUAUUUAACACACAUUGUGACAUCUCCUCCAUUCACAUCUCAUCAUUUUUUAAAGUAUUCCUUAACUUAUUAUUAUAACAUUAUUUGUAGUGGAACUUUAUCUUGCAAAAUAAACCAU
Frankliniella occidentalis (western flower thrips) is the source of this 967-nucleotide messenger RNA. RefSeq lists its product as uncharacterized. Gene Ontology annotation, molecular function: heme binding. NCBI's taxonomy places the organism in Eukaryota, Metazoa, Arthropoda, Insecta, Thysanoptera, Thripidae. The record is from RefSeq and is a predicted model, not a curated record. Gene Ontology annotation, cellular component: intracellular membrane-bounded organelle; membrane.